CCUCAGAAUAAGCACUUUCGCGAGCGUAUUCCUCACUAAGGCGAAGCAGCCGUUGUCUUUCACCUUUAUUACCCCCGGUAUUAAGUCAUUUACCCCAGAGUCAGUUGUUAAGCUGUACGCUGCCGAGCCCCUGACUAGCCGGAGACUGGCGAACGUCGAGCUUGACAGGGGAGAUAAUUAUGCCUCGCUUAUCCUCCCGGCGGUCGGAAGCCCGGUGCCUAAGCCCGCGCCGGGAAAUAGUUAUUUUGACAGGGAUUGGGGGAGCGCGAAGUAUACGGUCCUCCGGCGAGCGGGACUGUACGUUAAUUACAGGUCGACCGGCGCGGCCGGCGCGGCCGGCGACGACGUGUGGCUACUCACUCCCGAAGGCGUGGAUGACGCGCUGAAGCAUUAUGGCUCCCGGCCAUGGGGGCCUUAG
This is a messenger RNA of Sodiomyces alkalinus F11, 418 nucleotides long. RefSeq lists its product as hypothetical. The transcript has a single exon. The record is from RefSeq and is a predicted model, not a curated record. The annotation marks the transcript as partial. Lineage: Eukaryota; Fungi; Ascomycota; Sordariomycetes; Glomerellales; Plectosphaerellaceae.